GAUGGAUCACAAGAGAAACCAUUUCAAACUCCAUUACAAGCAUAUCGUCAACAUGGCGACAAUGUAACCAUUUAUGUUGAUUCAAAAGAUGAAACCAAAGGUCGAUGGGAAUUAUUAUCAAAAGCUCAAGCAAAAAAAGUUAAAACACGAUAUGAAGAAGAAAAACGCAAAGAAAAAGCUGCAGCUGAGCGAGAAGAAAAGGAUCGAAUACAACGAGAAGAAAAUUUACAAAAGGCAAAAGAAAUUACAAUUACUGAAGAUUCAUCAUUACCAAAAGCAAUAGUGCUUAAAAUCAAAGUAUUGAAAAGUCAACAUGGUCAACGAGUUAAAGUAUUUGGUUGGGUACAUAGAAUUCGACGACAAGGCAAAAAUUUAAUGUUUGUUGUUUUACGAGAUGGUACUGGAUUUUUACAAUGUGUCUUUACAGAUAGAUUGUGUCAAACAUAUGAUGCAGUUAUAUUAUCAACUGAAGCAACAAUAUCAGUAAGUGGAGUUGUUCGUCCUGUACCUGAAGGUCAAACAGCACCAGGUAAUCAAGAAUUAGUAGCUGAUUAUUUUGAAGUUAUUGGACAUUCACCACCUGGUGGUGCUGAUACAUUACUUAAUGAAGAAUCACAUCCUGAUGUUCAAUUAGACAAUCGACAUAUGAUGAUUCGAGGAGAAAAUACAUCAAAAAUUUUACGUCUUCGUUCGAUUGUUACACAAUGUUUUCGUGAUCAUUAUUUUGAUCGAGGUUAUUAUGAAACAUUUCCUCCAACUCUCGUCCAAACACAAGUUGAAGGUGGUUCUACUCUUUUUGGUCUUAACUAUUUUGGAGAACCUGCUUAUUUAACUCAAUCAUCUCAACUUUAUCUUGAAACAGCUUGUCCAGCAUUAGGUGAUGUAUUUUGUAUAGCUCAAUCAUAUCGAGCUGAACAAUCUCGUACACGUCGUCAUUUAGCUGAAUAUACUCAUGUUGAAGCUGAAUGUCCAUUUAUUUCAUUUGAUGAUUUACUUGAUCGAAUUGAAGAUCUUGUUGUUGAUGUUGUUGAUCGUGUUUUGAAACAUCCUGAAGCUCAUCUCUUAUUUGAAAUUAAUCCAACAUUUAAGACACCGAAAAAACCAUUCAGACGUAUGAAUUAUAGUGAUGGUAUUGAAUGGUUAAAAGAAAAUGGCAUUAAAAAUGAAGAAACUGGUAAAUUUUAUGAAUUUGGUGAAGAUAUACCUGAAUUACCUGAAAGAAAAAUGACUGAUCAAAUUAAUGAACCAAUUUUAUUUUGUCGAUUUCCAGCUGAAAUCAAAUCAUUUUAUAUGAAACGUGAUCCUAAAGAUAAUCGAUUGACUGAAUCGGUUGAUGUUUUAAUGCCAAGUGUUGGUGAAAUAGUUGGUGGUAGUAUGAGGAUGACAGAUUUUGAAGAUUUAUCUGAAAGUUUUCGUAAGAAUGGUCUUAGACCAGAACCAUAUUAUUGGUAUUUAGAUCAACGUAAAUAUGGAACAUUUCCUCAUGGUGGUUAUGGUCUUGGUCUUGAUCGUUUUAUGACAUGGUUAACAAACCGUAAUCAUAUUCGUGAUGUUUGCUUAUAUCCACGAUUUAUUGGUAGAUGUAAACCAUGA
This is a messenger RNA of Rotaria sordida, 1593 nucleotides long. The record is from the annotation of a GenBank genome assembly. NCBI's taxonomy places the organism in Eukaryota, Metazoa, Rotifera, Eurotatoria, Philodinida, Philodinidae.